This is a messenger RNA of Protopterus annectens (West African lungfish), 2254 nucleotides long. It is a transcript of the gene RILPL2, whose product is annotated as Rab interacting lysosomal protein like 2. Gene Ontology annotation, cellular component: cytoplasm; ciliary basal body. The transcript has 4 exons. Gene Ontology annotation, biological process: cilium assembly. The record is from RefSeq and is a predicted model, not a curated record. Lineage: Eukaryota; Metazoa; Chordata; Ceratodontiformes; Protopteridae. Bases 312 to 926 code for a protein of 204 amino acids. Gene Ontology annotation, molecular function: protein dimerization activity.
GACCGUACCAGACAACUUUUCAAGUGCCCACCCUUUUCUUUCACGCUGACAAGUUGUUAGGCAACAGACUGUCGAUUCAGAGUUCCUAUUCGUUGAGUAGAUGCUGGAAAAUAUUAUACACAAUCGGGUAGGAUAAGAAUAUGAAGAAAAGUUUCGCUGUCCGGAAGUUUCAGGUUUUAUGUAAAAUACGCGUAUAGUUUUGGAAACAUUUCCAUUUCCUUUUUAAGUUGUAUGAAGGGGAAAUCAAUUUCCUGAGUAUCAACUAUUUUAUCACGUUUAUUGCUACUUAAAAUCCAACGCAGCAGUGAAAAAUGGAUCAUAGCACGGAUGAUUCAGGACCCGAAUCUGCUUUUGAAAGGGAUCCGUUUGAGCUCACAGUUGAAGAUGUGUAUGAUAUUUCUUCUGUUAUUGGCAGGGAUCUUCUGAAAGUGACCAGCAGGUCAAUCACCAACAGUGAAGUGACUGAACUGCAGUUUAGAAUAGUGAGGGUUUUAGAAAUGUUCGAAACUUUAGUAAACAAAUUCAAUUUGACUGUAGAAGAGCUCAGGAUGGAAAGGGACAAUCUGAAAGCAGAAGUUGAAAGGCUUUUAAAAGAAGGUCCAAACGGCUCGGGAGGAGUGUCUGGCUCUGGGACGGAUAAGAUGAUGAUUGAUAUGAGGGAUCCCAACCGCCCUCGGUUUACCCUGCAAGAGCUGCGGGAGGUGCUACAGGAGCGUAAUCAGCUUAAAGCCCAGCUGCUUGUUGUGCAGGAGGAGCUACAGUGUUACAAAAGUGGGAUUAUUCCUACUGCAGAACAACAAGUUGUAGAAAUUGAAACUGAACCAGCUGUACCCACCAUUCCGAGCACUGCAGAAACAAACAGAAACAAUGAAAAUAUUCCUAUAAUAAAAAGAUUAUUUUCUUACCGACAAGGAAAGCAAACCUGACAGAACGUCAAAGGACAUUUGUCAUUCAUUCAUAUAAGUGGUCUUGGGUCCUAAGCCAGCUAUUCUUGGUGAAAUUGUUUACAUUGUGAAGAAGUGUAUCAAUAUGAUGUGUAUGAACUCGAACUGUUUUCACUAUACUUAGAUAAAUGCAUAAAGUUUAUUAGUCUGAUUAUACAUUAGUAACAGUAUAUAAUUCAGAAAUGUUCCUUAUAUUCAUAAACAGUGAUUUGGUCCCGGUUGUGCUAAAGAUAAUGCAUGCUUUGUACCUUUUUAUUUCUGAGAAAAUGAUUCAUGAUGAUGCAGUGUUCACUAAUCAGUAUAAUGCAUUUGUAAUACCUGCAUGCUUGUACUUGACCAUGCUCAUUCACGUAACAUUGACUCCUCCAUCCCAGCCCAUGUCACAGUGGAGCCACCACAUUUUCCUAGCCCCUUUACACAACCUCACUGGAAUUUUUACUUACCCAGCACCAUGGUAACUUCUAAGAAUACAGACACUCCUUUCCAGGGAAUGCUUAUGGCUGCCUGGCAUUCUGAUUCUGCAUGAUGAGUUAGGCCUGUGUCCUAUAGUGGUGGUUGGUUUAGGAACUGGCAAACACUGACUAAUCAUGUCUAGGCUUCAUAUCCAUGUUACUUUCACCAUGUCAGUCUAUUCAAUUAUGCAUUAGGGAACCUGCAGCCACCAAUAGGUGCUGGCAAUUUCUGACAUCUUGUAACUUCCUGUUCUUAGAGGAGAGAGCUUUUAAGAUGUCCCACUCUGCUUCUUGCUGGAAGACCCCCCCCCCCCCUUUUUAAUUCAGAUUUGCAGAGACUCACCAUUCCAUUGUGCCAGCAGGCUGGCAUCUGUAUAAUGUAUUUAACUUUAAAAUCAUUCCAUUUACAUAGAGUUAAAUGGACAGCACACAGUAUAUUAAAAUUUGGUACAUCCAUUGUGUGCAUGUACACAUUUAAUCAUGCAUCUAACACCUGUUUGUAUUUAGUGAUUUUUUUUUGUGCGUUUUUGUGCAGUAUUUAACUGUACAUGCAAGUAGUAUUGAUAUUUUGUUCCAUAUUUUAUAACCUCAGAUUUUAUUUGCCAGAAAUCUGGUGAAACAUACCUACUUUUGAAGGAUAUAAGUGAAAAAUAUUACUGCAGUACUGCCUUAAAAUAUAUAUAUAUUUUUAUGAUGCCAGGCAGUAUGUGAACUUCAUAAAUGCUGUUGAAGAUGUACUUAAUGAUUUAACAAAUAGGUUUCCUGAAAUUAUAUUUUAUUAAAACAUGGUCUUCUUUUGAAAGUGCAGGAGUGCUCUGUAUUUUUACAUAAUAAAUGUAUGUAUUGUUGGUUCUGUAA